AAAGCAGAGCCCAGUGCGAGCCGUGGCUCUGAAUGGGAAGGCGAGGAGAGGCCAGGAGCAAGCACCAGCAUGUCUGAGCACAACUGCUGCAGCACGGAUGAGAAACUCCCGGCAGGAGGCAACAGGAAUAUCUCCACUCAGAGCCUGGUGCACCUGGUCUCCUUCCUGCCUUUGGACAGCACCAAAGCCACCUGGAUCGCUAUCGCUAUUGUCUACUCCACCGUCUGCACCUUGGGGGUGCUGGGCAACCUGCUGGUGUUCUUCCUCCUGGGCUCCAGGCACCGCCGGAGAAUGUCCAGCGUGACUUACCUUGUGCUCAACCUGGCGGCGACUGCCUUCCAGUUUGUCCUGACCUUGUCCUUCUGGGCGGUGGACACGGCCCUGGAUUUCAGCUGGCCCUUUGGCAAGGUCACGCGCAAGCUGGUCUCGGCCAUGAAUAUGUACGCCAGCGUCUUCUUCCUCACUGCCAUGAACGUGACCCGCUACUGCUCUGUGGUGUCGUCCCUGAAGGCCAACCAGGGCUCCUCCUCUAAGGUGGCCAGUGCCAUCAUCUGGCUCUUUGCUGCCAUAGCCACCUUGCCACACGCCAUCUUCUCCACCUCCACUCAUAGGGUCUCCGGGGAUGAGCUCUGCCUGGUCAAGUUCACAGAGCUGAAAGACAUCGACCCCCCCCAGUUUCUGCUGGGCUUGUACCCGACCCAGAAGGUCUUGCUGGGUUUUGUCAUCCCCUUGGCCAUCAUCUCAGCAUGCUACAUCUUCCUCCUCCGGUUCCUGAGCAGGAUGAAGAUGAGCAGCAGCAACCCCAAGACGAGGUCCCGGGUCACCAAGUCGGUCACCAUCGUGGUGCUCUCCUUCUUCAUCUGCUGGCUCCCCAACCAAGCCCUGACAGCCUGGAGCAUCUUCAUCAAAUUCAACCUGGUGCCCUUCACCAAAGCCUUCUACAACACCCGGUACAUCUUCCCUGUCACCGUAUGCCUGGCUCGCACCAACAGCUGCCUCAACCCCAUCCUCUACUGCCUGGUGAGAAGGGAGUUCCGAGAGGCGCUGACGGGACUCUUGCUCAAGGAAACCCCUUCCUUCAGUAAACAUGCCAGCAAAGCCCACCCCAGGCAGGGCUCCGCCCUGCCAGAAGAGCGGGAACUGCCCAAGCCUCUGUCCUGUGGGUGAAGCUCCUCUCAUCUCAAUUUAGAGGUGUCACGGCUGAGGAACCAGAUUAGGACCCAGGACAACUGGGGUCUCUCCCUGACUCUGUGCCUCCAUCUCCCCUCCCACCUUUUGUCUGCAAGCUCUCUGGGGUAGGGACUGUCUCCUGCUUUGUGUAUGUACAGCGCCUAGCACAAAGGGGCUGUAAUCACUACGUGCUAUCCGGAUACAUUUGGGGCAGUAGCGUCUGUUCAUUCAGCCCCCUGCACUGUGGGGAGCUGACUGGAGUCUUUGGGGGCCCCUGGAAUACAAAUAAUGACACUAAAGGGAGAGCUGUGUAUGUGUGUGGGGGAUCUAGUAGUUUUUUAAAAUGUAUGUGGGAUCCAAGGGUUUAGGGGACAAAAAUCCCUGAAGAUCAGGUCUAGGCAGAGAUUUUCCAAGCUGUCUAAGGGCUUUGGACUCCCGAUUCCCAUUCAAAUGAAUGGAAAUCGAGUGUCUCAAUCCUCUCUGGUACACUGAAAGUCACAGACUUACAGGGUAAAGAGAAGAGUUGCUAAGGCAGGGUACAGGGAGGAGGGCGAGGGGGAGCAUCUCUGUACUGUUCUUCCUUUAAAGUCUUGCUUUGAUGCCCCAAGCGAAGAAGGAUUUCAGCACUCCGGACAGCUCCUCAAGGAGCCUUGGGAAACCCCCAGCGGAGGCAAGAAACCCAAGGCAGAAUGGUCCUAUGGACAUGAAUUUGUGUUUUGGUGACGGCUGCUCUGUCCGAUUCUCCCCUGCCUGGGGAAACGAGGCCGGGGCAGCGCCCAAGAGCAGAGCUGGAGCUGGGAACCCAGCCAUCCCUGCUCCGGAUUGUGACACAAGUGCUUCGGGAGGUGGCAGUUGUGGGGACAACGGGCCCUUUGUGCCGCACAAAGAAGGGGAUGUGUCAUUGCGGGUGAUCUGUUCCAGUGUUUCAAUUGCUGCCACUGUGACAAAACCCAAGUGGCGUGUGAAAGGCUCAUGGUAAGUCAUUAAAGAGGCCGGGUGUCUCGGCCCACAACUGGGGAAAGCGAUACUGCUUCUGUACUGCUGCUUGACUGCGAGAGUGAGUGUGUGUUGGUGAAUGAAAACAAGUCACUGUGUGUGAGAGAGCACGCACGCGCACAUACUGAUCCUACAGAUGCCUGGCAAAGAAGAGAAGUCCUGUUCCCACGAGCCCUAAGCCCCUUUUCUCCCUUUCCCAUACAGACACUACCCCAAAA
This is a messenger RNA of Dermochelys coriacea (leatherback sea turtle), 2384 nucleotides long. RefSeq names its product relaxin-3 receptor 1-like. Gene Ontology annotation, biological process: G protein-coupled receptor signaling pathway; immune response. Gene Ontology annotation, molecular function: G protein-coupled receptor activity. The record is from RefSeq and is a predicted model, not a curated record. Gene Ontology annotation, cellular component: membrane. Lineage: Eukaryota; Metazoa; Chordata; Testudines; Dermochelyidae.